Didymosphaeria variabile is the source of this 369-nucleotide messenger RNA. RefSeq lists its product as uncharacterized. NCBI's taxonomy places the organism in Eukaryota, Fungi, Ascomycota, Dothideomycetes, Pleosporales, Didymosphaeriaceae. The transcript is spliced from 2 exons. The record is from RefSeq and is a predicted model, not a curated record. Bases 1 to 369 code for a protein of 122 amino acids.
AUGUUCCUUUUUAGCUGGUCGACGCGAGAGAAGGCACGCCGCCGCAAUGAAGCCGUCGAGACCGAGUUCGAUCACUACUUCGGUACGGACUAUCACGAUGUUGCUAAAUGGCAGGAACUCUGCGGUUUGGUGGGCCUCGAGGUUCACGAUUUGUCAUCCAUCACAAAGUGUAAGAAGGCACUAGGCUCACGCAAGGUCAUGAUCAACCUUGUCAACCUGGUCGACCACCUCAAGAAUGGUACGCCGCUCAAGAAGUUCAAUAACUUCUGGAAUUUUCAGCGAUACACGUUGAAGCAAGGCCGGUGUAUGGAUCGGACGCUCGCGAAGAAGAACGCUUUUGUGAACGUGUUGCUGAGACAUGUUGCAUAG